Messenger RNA from Penicillium macrosclerotiorum, 996 nucleotides. RefSeq names its product isopenicillin N synthase family dioxygenase. Gene Ontology annotation, molecular function: dioxygenase activity. The transcript has 7 exons. NCBI's taxonomy places the organism in Eukaryota, Fungi, Ascomycota, Eurotiomycetes, Eurotiales, Aspergillaceae. The coding region runs from base 1 to 996 and encodes 331 amino acids. The record is from RefSeq and is a predicted model, not a curated record.
AUGAAUACACAGGUCGACACAUCCCAGACAGCCAACUGUGAUCAGAUUCCUAUCAUUGAUCUAUCCAGGUUGCAAAGCCCCAAGUUUGAGGAUCGACAGGCACUAGCAAGCACUAUUCAUGAUGCAUGUGUCCAGGUGGGGUUCUUCUAUAUCAAGAAUCAUGGAAUCCCGGAAGAAAUGAUAACUGGGAUUCAUCGUGCAGCGGAGAGGUUCUUCCGACUUCCAGAGCAGCAGAAGAUGAGGUUCUACAUCGGGAACUCACAGAAGUUCCGUGGAUACAGUCCGAUCGGCGGUGAGAGAUCUACAGGCACAGAUGAAGAUCCAAUACCAGAGGAAGAAGCGGUAGGAGUUCUCUCCGAAGCAUUCGACAUUGGUUAUGAAACGGCGAUGGAUUUUCAAAAAUCAGAAGAUAAUACUCUCCCCGCUGAUACCUAUGGCCUGUACGGGGACAAUCAAUGGCCAGACGAAGAGACAAUCCCAGGUUUCUCACAGACCUACAUAAAAUAUUGCGCUACCGUCUUAGAGCUUUGCCGCAAACUCAUGAGAAUAUUUGCACUAGCUUUGGAGAUUCCUGAGAACUAUUUCGACUCGAAAGUGCAGUCCCCUGGCAUCACGUCCAGAAUGAUGCACUACCCCGCCCAGUCAGCUAACGCUGAAGUGCAGGAGGGACUUGGGGCACAUACGGACUGGGAGUGCUUUACGAUCUUGUCUCAAGGAAAGGUUCCUGGCCUUCAAGUCUUGAACCAUAAUGGCGAAUGGAUCCUAGCGCCCCCUAUCCCCGGAACUCUAGUAGUCAAUAUUGCGGAUUGCUUGUCCACCUGGACAAAUAAGAAGUUCAAAUCAACCAUCCACCGCGUCACAAAUCUCUCCGGAGAAGAGCGCUAUUCAAUUCCGUUCUUCUUUGGGAUAGAUUAUGACGCCACUGUAGGGCCAUUUAAAGCAGGCGAGUGGGUCCGUGAGAAGAUGUCUAGGGCAUAUCUUGGCUACGAGGGAUAG